Molecule: messenger RNA, 771 nt
Organism: Thermothelomyces thermophilus ATCC 42464
Lineage: Eukaryota; Fungi; Ascomycota; Sordariomycetes; Sordariales; Chaetomiaceae
Exons: 2
Coding region: 310-666 (118 amino acids)
Biological process (GO): mitochondrial respiratory chain complex IV assembly
Cellular component (GO): mitochondrial intermembrane space; mitochondrion; respiratory chain complex IV
Source: RefSeq, a predicted model, not a curated record
CCGGAAAGCGGGACAUUCCGAAUUCGUUCGAGGCUUCGGAAGCUCUGUCAAGCUCGAAUAAACGGCUGCGUACACCAAAAAAAGAAAAGGAAAAAUACGAAAGUCCUGAAUCAAAGUCAACGUUCCCGCCAACGAUAUCCCUACCUAUCCAGUACCUACUCCGACCGCGAACGCUCGAACCAAGCAAAGCACCUUGAACUCUCUUCCCCGGUAGCUGUUCACCCAGAAGAGAGGCACGGAGCAAAAAGACCGAACGGCAGACGAUUCGACCGAGACAACCCCUCCUUCUCUCUCUCUUCGCGCCAAACCAUGGGCCUCUUCAACAUCUUCUCCCCGUCCGAGGAGGAAAAGCGCGCGGCCGAGGUCCGCACGGGUGCCGUCGCCCCGACCCGCGCCGAGCGGCAGAAGUGCUGGGCCGCGCGCGACGCCUACUUUGCGUGCCUCGACGCCCACAACAUCGUCGACGCGAUCAAGGACGACAAGAAGGCGGCCGCGGCGUGCGGCGGGGAGGGCGCGCAGUUCGAGAAGGAUUGCGCCGCCCAAUGGGUCACAUACUUCAAGAAGUGGCGGGUGCAGGACAUCCAGAAGAAGGCGAGGCUGAAGGAGCUCGAGGCGCAGGGGGCGAAUAAGAUGGACGUGCAGACCGAGUUCGCCCCUAGGAGGUGAUCCAGGACACGGUCUUGCUGCUGGCUGGUGCUGUGCGAGUUGCACAAGACAGGCAGAAUGUAUUAUACGAUGUAAUAUGGUCUUCUUGCGCAUUUGGGAUGAUCC